AUGAGCCUUACACAGACUAUCGAGUUGCCUAAUGGCGUCAAAUACGAGCAGCCUCUUGGACUGUUCAUCAACAACGAGUGGGUCAACAGUGUUGACGGUGGUUCUUUCGAGGUCAUCAACCCUACCACCGAGAAGGUCAUCACCUCCGUACAAGAGGCCUCCGAGAAGGAUGUCGACAUUGCCGUCAAGGCUGCCCGUGCAGCCUUCGAGGGCGAGUGGUCCCAGGUCACUCCCCAGGACCGUGGAAGGUACUUGAACAACCUUGCGGACCUCUUCGAGAAGAACAGGCUCCUCCUCGCCUCCGUCGAGGCUCUCGACAACGGAAAGGCCGUUUCCGAGGCCCAGGGUGACGUCCAGGCCGCCGCCAACGUCUUCAGAUACUACGGUGGAUGGGCCGACAAGGUCCACGGAAAAGUCAUUGACACCGCCCCCGGAAAGUUCAACUACACCAAGCAGGAGCCCGUCGGUGUUUGUGGACAGAUCAUUCCAUGGAACUUCCCCAUUCUCAUGUGGUCAUGGAAGAUUGGUCCCGCCAUUGCUACCGGUAACGUCGUUAUCAUCAAGUCCGCCGAGCAGACCCCUCUCUCAGCCCUCGUUGCUGCCACCCUCAUCAAGGAGGCCGGUUUCCCCCCCGGUGUCAUCAACGUCAUAUCCGGUCUCGGCAGAGUCGCUGGUGCUGCCAUCUCCGCCCACAUGGACAUCGACAAGGUCGCCUUCACCGGCUCCACCCCCGUCGGCCGCAUGAUCAUGAAGGCUGCCGCCAACUCUAACCUCAAGAAGGUGACGCUCGAGCUCGGCGGCAAGUCGCCCAACAUCGUGUUCGACGACGCCAACGUUGAGGACGCCAUCAGCUGGGUCAACUUCGGCAUCUUCUUCAACCACGGCCAGGUCUGCUGCGCCGGUUCCCGCAUCUACGUCCAGGAGGGCAUCUACGACAAGUUCGUCGAGGCCUUCAAGGCCCGCAUCACCAAGAACGUUGUCGGAGACCCCUUCCACCCAGAGACCUUCCAGGGCCCCCAGGUCUCCCAGCUCCAGUUCGACCGUGUCAUGUCCUACAUCGAGCACGGGAAGCAGGAGGGCGCCAAGGUUGAGUGCGGUGGUAGCCGCCACGGUACUAGCGGAUACUUCAUCCAGCCCACCAUCUUCUCGAACGUCACCGAGGAAAUGAAGAUCAUGCAGGAGGAGAUCUUUGGCCCUGUCGCAUCCAUUGCCAAGUUCAAGACCCUCGACGACGCCAUCAGGAUCGGAAACAACACCACCUUCGGUCUUGCCUCGGCCGUCCACACCACCAACCUUGCGACUGCCAUCGAGGUCUCGAACCGCCUCAAGGCCGGAACUGUAUGGAUCAACACCUACAACGCCCUCCACCACGCGCUGCCGUUCGGUGGUUACAAGGAGUCUGGUAUCGGCCGUGAGCUUGGAAAGGCCGCGUUGGCGAACUACACCCAGACUAAGACUGUGUGCAUCAACUUGUCGGGCGGAAAGGACUAA
Molecule: messenger RNA, 1491 nt
Organism: Morchella sextelata
Lineage: Eukaryota; Fungi; Ascomycota; Pezizomycetes; Pezizales; Morchellaceae
Exons: 4
Coding region: 1-1491 (496 amino acids)
Molecular function (GO): aldehyde dehydrogenase (NAD+) activity
Source: RefSeq, a predicted model, not a curated record